Molecule: messenger RNA, 928 nt
Organism: Diospyros lotus (date-plum)
Lineage: Eukaryota; Viridiplantae; Streptophyta; Magnoliopsida; Ericales; Ebenaceae
Product: actin-related protein 2/3 complex subunit 3
Exons: 5
Coding region: 242-766 (174 amino acids)
Biological process (GO): regulation of actin filament polymerization; Arp2/3 complex-mediated actin nucleation
Cellular component (GO): Arp2/3 protein complex; cytoskeleton
Molecular function (GO): actin filament binding
Source: RefSeq, a predicted model, not a curated record
AAAAGAUGUAGCAGGCUAGCAGCUCUAGAUGUAGAGAGAAAAGCGACGUCGUAACUCGUACGGGCAGUUCAGCCCCAAUCUCAACCAUUUCUCAGCAAUUGUCUUCCAGCAAUCUUCCGAUCCGAUCGACAUUCCCUGUUCCAUUCUUCAAUCGACACUUCCGGAAGGUUUGCCAGCCAGUGUAAUUAUCCUAAGGGUGAUUUUCUUUUGUGAUAAGGCGGCACUUCGUUCUGGAGAUAGUAUGGUUUACCACUCCAGUUUUGUUGAUGAGGAAGGGAUCACUGAAGCUUGUGGAUGCCCUCUUCUUCCUCUAAAAAGCCAUAUAAGGGGUCCUGCUCCGGUUUCAGAUCAAGAUAAAAGUGAUAUUGCUGAUGAGGCAAUCACAUUCUUUCGUGCCAAUGUCUUCUUCAGAAAUUUUGAUAUCCAAAGUCCAGCUGAUAAGCUUCUUAUCUAUCUGACCUUCUACAUCAAUGUCGCUUUGAAGAGACUUGAGGGAUGCAGAACUUUGGCUGAAGGGACCAAAGCGAUCAUUAACUUGGGGCUGGAAAAUGUUCCUGUGCCUGGAGAGCCAGGUUUUCGCUUUCCAGGCCUCUUUGCACUACCUCAAUCACGAGAAGAAGCAGAGCUGUUGAGGAACUACUUGAAGCAGAUAAGGGAGGAAACAAGCGGGAGACUGCUGAGCGUUGCAUACAGGGCCAAUGGCACUCCCAACAAAUGGUGGCUGGCUUUUGCCAAGCGUAAAUUCAUGAACAUUAUCCUUCCCUGAUCCAAUCCCCUCCCAACCAACCAACCGAAUCACACCUUUUUAUUAUUUCGUUUAGAGUUUACGAUUUAAGAUAAUUAUAUUAUUGUUCUAUUAUUAUACCCAUUAAUAUGCAAAUUAAGGUAAAUGGACUUUGAUUCUAAAUGUGCAUGUUUCUUUCUUUUA